Messenger RNA from Colias croceus (clouded yellow), 621 nucleotides. RefSeq names its product 40S ribosomal protein S23 (gene RpS23). The transcript is spliced from 5 exons. The record is from RefSeq and is a predicted model, not a curated record. Gene Ontology annotation, molecular function: structural constituent of ribosome. Gene Ontology annotation, cellular component: ribosome; cytosolic small ribosomal subunit. The coding region runs from base 96 to 527 and encodes 143 amino acids. Lineage: Eukaryota; Metazoa; Arthropoda; Insecta; Lepidoptera; Pieridae. Gene Ontology annotation, biological process: translation.
UUUCUGUUGUUGGUAGCCAUGAUUCUCAGAUCGUUGUGGUUGGCGGAACCUUAUUUCUUUUCCUAUCCGUAGCCGAUUGGUGUCGCGCUAUCCAAAUGGGCAAACCCCGUGGUAUACGCACGGCGCGUAAGCACGUGAACCAUCGUCGUGAGCAACGAUGGGCUGACAAGGAGUUCAAAAAAGCCCACAUGGGCACAAGGUGGAAGGCCAAUCCCUUUGGAGGUGCUUCUCACGCUAAAGGCAUCGUCCUGGAGAAAGUAGGUGUUGAAGCUAAACAGCCCAACUCUGCUAUCCGCAAGUGCGUCAGGGUGCAGCUGAUCAAAAACGGCAAGAAAGUGACAGCGUUCGUCCCCCGGGACGGUUGUCUCAACCACAUUGAGGAGAACGACGAAGUAUUAGUAGCGGGUUUCGGUCGUAAGGGUCACGCUGUUGGUGAUAUUCCCGGAGUUCGAUUCAAGGUGGUGAAGGUGGCCAAUGUGUCAUUGCUGGCUCUGUACAAAGAGAAGAAGGAAAGGCCUAGGUCGUAGGUCAUCUUACAUUGUGAUAAGUGCAGCGUCGCUCUAAGUGUAAAUUUUUUAAAAUGAUAAAUUCAAGUACGCAAUAAAGCUGUGUGUACGACCA